AUGGGUGAAGAGGAGGUGCAGGGUGAAGAGGAGGUGCAGGGUGAAGAGGAGGUGCAGGGUGAAGAGGAGGUGCAGGGUGAAGAGGAGGUGCAGGGUGAAGAGGAGGUGCAGGGUGAAGAGGAGGUGCAGGGUGAAGAGGAGGUGCAGGGUGAAGAGGAGGUGCAGGGUGAAGAGGAGGUGCAGGGUGAAGAGGAGGUGCAGGGUGAAGAGGAGGUGCAGGGUGAAGAGGAGGUGCAGGGUGAAGAGGAGGUGCAGGGUGAAGAGCAGGUGCAGGGUGAAGAGGAGGUGCAGGGUGAAGAGCAGGUGCAGGGUGAAGAGGAGGUGCAGGGUGAAGAGCAGGUGCAGGGUGAAGAGGAGGUGCAGGGUGAAGAGCAGGUGCAGGGUGAAGAGCAGGUGCAGGGUGAAGAGGAGGUGCAGGGUGAAGAGGAGGUGCAGGGUGAAGAGCAGGUGCAGGGUGAAGAGCAGGUGCAGGGUGAAGAGCAGGUGCAGGGUGAAGAGCAGGUGCAGGGUGAAGAGGAGGUGCAGGGUGAAGAGGAGGUGCAGGGUGAAGAGGAGGUGCAGGGUGAAGAGGAGGUGCAGGGUGAAGAGGAGGUGCAGGGUGAAGAGGAGGUGCAGGGUGAAGAGGAGGUGCAGGGUGAAGAGGAGGUGCAGGGUGAAGAGGAGGUGCAGGGUGAAGAGCAGGUGCAGGGUGAAGAGGAGGUGCAGGGUGAAGAGCAGGUGCAGGGUGAAGAGGAGGUGCAGGGUGAAGAGCAGGUGCAGGGUGAAGAGGAGGUGCAGGGUGAAGAGCAGGUGCAGGGUGAAGAGGAGGUGCAGGGUGAAGAGCAGGUGCAGGGUGAAGAGCAGGUGCAGGGUGAAGAGCAGGUGCAGGGUGAAGAGCAGGUGCAGGGUGAAGAGCAGGUGCAGGGUGAAGAGGAGGUGCAGGGUGAAGAGGAGGUGCAGGGUGAAGAGGAGGUGCAGGGUGAAGAGGAGGUGCAGGGUGAAGAGGAGGUGCAGGGUGAAGAGGAGGUGCAGGGUGAAGAGGAGGUGCAGGGUGAAGAGCAGGUGCAGGGUGAAGAGGAGGUGCAGGGUGAAGAGCAGGUGCAGGGUGAAGAGGAGGUGCAGGGUGAAGAGCAGGUGCAGGGUGAAGAGGAGGUGCAGGGUGAAGAGCAGGUGCAGGGUGAAGAGGAGGUGCAGGGUGAAGAGCAGGUGCAGGGUGAAGAGCAGGUGCAGGGUGAAGAGCAGGUGCAGGGUGAAGAGCAGGUGCAGGGUGAAGAGCAGGUGCAGGGUGAAGAGCAGGUGCAGGGUGAAGAGCAGGUGCAGGGUGAAGAGCCGGUGCAGGGUGAAGAGGAGGUGCAGGGUGAAGAGCCGGUGCAGGGUGAAGAGGAGGUGCAGGGUGAAGAGCCGGUGCAGGGUGAAGAGGAGGUGCAGGGUGAAGAGGAGGUGCAGGGUGAAGAGGAGGUGCAGGGUGAAGAGGAGGUGCAGGGUGAAGAGGAGGUGCAGGGUGAAGAGGAGGUGCAGGGUGAAGAGGAGGUGCAGGGUGAAGAGGAGGUGCAGGGUGAAGAGGAGGUGCAGGGUGAAGAGGAGGUGCAGGGUGAAGAGGAGGUGCAGGGUGAAGAGGAGGUGCAGGGUGAAGAGGAGGUGCAGGGUGAAGAGGAGGUGCAGGGUGAAGAGGAGGUGCAGGGUGAAGAGGAGGUGCAGGGUGAAGAGCAGGUGCAGGGUGAAGAGGAGGUGCAGGGUGAAGAGCAGGUGCAGGGUGAAGAGGAGGUGCAGGGUGAAGAGCAGGUGCAGGGUGAAGAGGAGGUGCAGGGUGAAGAGCAGGUGCAGGGUGAAGAGCAGGUGCAGGGUGAAGAGGAGGUGCAGGGUGAAGAGGAGGUGCAGGGUGAAGAGCAGGUGCAGGGUGAAGAGCAGGUGCAGGGUGAAGAGCAGGUGCAGGGUGAAGAGCAGGUGCAGGGUGAAGAGGAGGUGCAGGGUGAAGAGGAGGUGCAGGGUGAAGAGGAGGUGCAGGGUGAAGAGCAGGUGCAGGGUGAAGAGGAGGUGCAGGGUGAAGAGCAGGUGCAGGGUGAAGAGGAGGUGCAGGGUGAAGAGCAGGUGCAGGGUGAAGAGGAGGUGCAGGGUGAAGAGCAGGUGCAGGGUGAAGAGGAGGUGCAGGGUGAAGAGCAGGUGCAGGGUGAAGAGCAGGUGCAGGGUGAAGAGGAGGUGCAGGGUGAAGAGGAGGUGCAGGGUGAAGAGCAGGUGCAGGGUGAAGAGCAGGUGCAGGGUGAAGAGCAGGUGCAGGGUGAAGAGGAGGUGCAGGGUGAAGAGGAGGUGCAGGGUGAAGAGCAGGUGCAGGGUGAAGAGCAGGUGCAGGGUGAAGAGCAGGUGCAGGGUGAAGAGCAGGUGCAGGGUGAAGAGGAGGUGCAGGGUGAAGAGGAGGUGCAGGGUGAAGAGGAGGUGCAGGGUGAAGAGGAGGUGCAGGGUGAAGAGCAGGUGCAGGGUGAAGAGGAGGUGCAGGGUGAAGAGCAGGUGCAGGGUGAAGAGGAGGUGCAGGGUGAAGAGCAGGUGCAGGGUGAAGAGGAGGUGCAGGGUGAAGAGCAGGUGCAGGGUGAAGAGCAGGUGCAGGGUGAAGAGGAGGUGCAGGGUGAAGAGGAGGUGCAGGGUGAAGAGGAGGUGCAGGGUGAAGAGCAGGUGCAGGGUGAAGAGCAGGUGCAGGGUGAAGAGCAGGUGCAGGGUGAAGAGGAGGUGCAGGGUGAAGAGGAGGUGCAGGGUGAAGAGGAGGUGCAGGGUGAAGAGGAGGUGCAGGGUGAAGAGCAGGUGCAGGGAGAAGAGGAGGUGCAGGGUGAAGAGGAGGUGCAGGGUGAAGAGGAGGUGCAGGGUGAAGAGGAGGUGCAGGGUGAAGAGGAGGUGCAGGGUGAAGAGCAGGUGCAGGGUGAAGAGGAGGUGCAGGGUGAAGAGCAGGUGCAGGGUGAAGAGGAGGUGCAGGGUGAAGAGCAGGUGCAGGGUGAAGAGGAGGUGCAGGGUGAAGAGCAGGUGCAGGGUGAAGAGCAGGUGCAGGGUGAAGAGGAGGUGCAGGGUGAAGAGGAGGUGCAGGGUGAAGAGCAGGUGCAGGGUGAAGAGCAGGUGCAGGGUGAAGAGCAGGUGCAGGGUGAAGAGCAGGUGCAGGGUGAAGAGGAGGUGCAGGGUGAAGAGGAGGUGCAGGGUGAAGAGGAGGUGCAGGGUGAAGAGCAGGUGCAGGGUGAAGAGGAGGUGCAGGGUGAAGAGCAGGUGCAGGGUGAAGAGGAGGUGCAGGGUGAAGAGCAGGUGCAGGGUGAAGAGGAGGUGCAGGGUGAAGAGCAGGUGCAGGGUGAAGAGGAGGUGCAGGGUGAAGAGCAGGUGCAGGGUGAAGAGCAGGUGCAGGGUGAAGAGGAGGUGCAGGGUGAAGAGGAGGUGCAGGGUGAAGAGCAGGUGCAGGGUGAAGAGCAGGUGCAGGGUGAAGAGCAGGUGCAGGGUGAAGAGGAGGUGCAGGGUGAAGAGGAGGUGCAGGGUGAAGAGCAGGUGCAGGGUGAAGAGCAGGUGCAGGGUGAAGAGCAGGUGCAGGGUGAAGAGCAGGUGCAGGGUGAAGAGGAGGUGCAGGGUGAAGAGGAGGUGCAGGGUGAAGAGGAGGUGCAGGGUGAAGAGGAGGUGCAGGGUGAAGAGGAGGUGCAGGGUGAAGAGCAGGUGCAGGGUGAAGAGGAGGUGCAGGGUGAAGAGCAGGUGCAGGGUGAAGAGGAGGUGCAGGGUGAAGAGCAGGUGCAGGGUGAAGAGGAGGUGCAGGGUGAAGAGCAGGUGCAGGGUGAAGAGCAGGUGCAGGGUGAAGAGGAGGUGCAGGGUGAAGAGGAGGUGCAGGGUGAAGAGGAGGUGCAGGGUGAAGAGGAGGUGCAGGGUGAAGAGGAGGUGCAGGGUGAAGAGGAGGUGCAGGGUGAAGAGGAGGUGCAGGGUGAAGAGGAGGUGCAGGGUGAAGAGGAGGUGCAGGGUGAAGAGGAGGUGCAGGGUGAAGAGCAGGUGCAGGGUGAAGAGGAGGUGCAGGGUGAAGAGGAGGUGCAGGGUGAAGAGGAGGUGCAGGGUGAAGAGGAGGUGCAGGGUGAAGAGCAGGUGCAGGGUGAAGAGGAGGUGCAGGGUGAAGAGCAGGUGCAGGGUGAAGAGGAGGUGCAGGGUGAAGAGGAGGUGCAGGGUGAAGAGGAGGUGCAGGGUGAAGAGGAGGUGCAGGGUGAAGAGGAGGUGCAGGGUGAAGAGGAGGUGCAGGGUGAAGAGGAGGUGCAGGGUGAAGAGGAGGUGCAGGGUGAAGAGGAGGUGCAGGGUGAAGAGGAGGUGCAGGGUGAAGAGGAGGUGCAGGGUGAAGAGCAGGUGCAGGGUGAAGAGCAGGUGCAGGGUGAAGAGCAGGUGCAGGGUGAAGAGGAGGUGCAGGGUGAAGAGCAGGUGCAGGGUGAAGAGGAGGUGCAGGGUGAAGAGCAGGUGCAGGGUGAAGAGCAGGUGCAGGGUGAAGAGGAGGUGCAGGGUGAAGAGGAGGUGCAGGGUGAAGAGCAGGUGCAGGGUGAAGAGCAGGUGCAGGGUGAAGAGCAGGUGCAGGGUGAAGAGCAGGUGCAGGGUGAAGAGGAGGUGCAGGGUGAAGAGGAGGUGCAGGGUGAAGAGGAGGUGCAGGGUGAAGAGCAGGUGCAGGGUGAAGAGGAGGUGCAGGGUGAAGAGCAGGUGCAGGGUGAAGAGGAGGUGCAGGGUGAAGAGCAGGUGCAGGGUGAAGAGGAGGUGCAGGGUGAAGAGCAGGUGCAGGGUGAAGAGGAGGUGCAGGGUGAAGAGCAGGUGCAGGGUGAAGAGCAGGUGCAGGGUGAAGAGGAGGUGCAGGGUGAAGAGGAGGUGCAGGGUGAAGAGCAGGUGCAGGGUGAAGAGCAGGUGCAGGGUGAAGAGCAGGUGCAGGGUGAAGAGGAGGUGCAGGGUGAAGAGGAGGUGCAGGGUGAAGAGCAGGUGCAGGGUGAAGAGCAGGUGCAGGGUGAAGAGCAGGUGCAGGGUGAAGAGCAGGUGCAGGGUGAAGAGGAGGUGCAGGGUGAAGAGGAGGUGCAGGGUGAAGAGGAGGUGCAGGGUGAAGAGGAGGUGCAGGGUGAAGAGCAGGUGCAGGGUGAAGAGGAGGUGCAGGGUGAAGAGCAGGUGCAGGGUGAAGAGGAGGUGCAGGGUGAAGAGCAGGUGCAGGGUGAAGAGGAGGUGCAGGGUGAAGAGCAGGUGCAGGGUGAAGAGCAGGUGCAGGGUGAAGAGGAGGUGCAGGGUGAAGAGGAGGUGCAGGGUGAAGAGGAGGUGCAGGGUGAAGAGCAGGUGCAGGGUGAAGAGCAGGUGCAGGGUGAAGAGCAGGUGCAGGGUGAAGAGGAGGUGCAGGGUGAAGAGGAGGUGCAGGGUGAAGAGGAGGUGCAGGGUGAAGAGGAGGUGCAGGGUGAAGAGCAGGUGCAGGGAGAAGAGGAGGUGCAGGGUGAAGAGGAGGUGCAGGGUGAAGAGGAGGUGCAGGGUGAAGAGGAGGUGCAGGGUGAAGAGGAGGUGCAGGGUGAAGAGCAGGUGCAGGGUGAAGAGGAGGUGCAGGGUGAAGAGCAGGUGCAGGGUGAAGAGGAGGUGCAGGGUGAAGAGCAGGUGCAGGGUGAAGAGGAGGUGCAGGGUGAAGAGCAGGUGCAGGGUGAAGAGCAGGUGCAGGGUGAAGAGGAGGUGCAGGGUGAAGAGGAGGUGCAGGGUGAAGAGCAGGUGCAGGGUGAAGAGCAGGUGCAGGGUGAAGAGCAGGUGCAGGGUGAAGAGCAGGUGCAGGGUGAAGAGGAGGUGCAGGGUGAAGAGGAGGUGCAGGGUGAAGAGGAGGUGCAGGGUGAAGAGCAGGUGCAGGGUGAAGAGGAGGUGCAGGGUGAAGAGCAGGUGCAGGGUGAAGAGGAGGUGCAGGGUGAAGAGCAGGUGCAGGGUGAAGAGGAGGUGCAGGGUGAAGAGCAGGUGCAGGGUGAAGAGGAGGUGCAGGGUGAAGAGCAGGUGCAGGGUGAAGAGCAGGUGCAGGGUGAAGAGGAGGUGCAGGGUGAAGAGGAGGUGCAGGGUGAAGAGCAGGUGCAGGGUGAAGAGCAGGUGCAGGGUGAAGAGCAGGUGCAGGGUGAAGAGGAGGUGCAGGGUGAAGAGGAGGUGCAGGGUGAAGAGCAGGUGCAGGGUGAAGAGCAGGUGCAGGGUGAAGAGCAGGUGCAGGGUGAAGAGCAGGUGCAGGGUGAAGAGGAGGUGCAGGGUGAAGAGGAGGUGCAGGGUGAAGAGGAGGUGCAGGGUGAAGAGGAGGUGCAGGGUGAAGAGGAGGUGCAGGGUGAAGAGCAGGUGCAGGGUGAAGAGGAGGUGCAGGGUGAAGAGCAGGUGCAGGGUGAAGAGGAGGUGCAGGGUGAAGAGCAGGUGCAGGGUGAAGAGGAGGUGCAGGGUGAAGAGCAGGUGCAGGGUGAAGAGCAGGUGCAGGGUGAAGAGGAGGUGCAGGGUGAAGAGGAGGUGCAGGGUGAAGAGCAGGUGCAGGGUGAAGAGCAGGUGCAGGGUGAAGAGCAGGUGCAGGGUGAAGAGCAGGUGCAGGGUGAAGAGGAGGUGCAGGGUGAAGAGGAGGUGCAGGGUGAAGAGGAGGUGCAGGGUGAAGAGCAGGUGCAGGGUGAAGAGGAGGUGCAGGGUGAAGAGGAGGUGCAGGGUGAAGAGCAGGUGCAGGGUGAAGAGCAGGUGCAGGGUGAAGAGCAGGUGCAGGGUGAAGAGCAGGUGCAGGGUGAAGAGGAGGUGCAGGGUGAAGAGGAGGUGCAGGGUGAAGAGGAGGUGCAGGGUGAAGAGGAGGUGCAGGGUGAAGAGGAGGUGCAGGGUGAAGAGGAGGUGCAGGGUGAAGAGGAGGUGCAGGGUGAAGAGCAGGUGCAGGGUGAAGAGGAGGUGCAGGGUGAAGAGGAGGUGCAGGGUGAAGAGGAGGUGCAGGGUGAAGAGCAGGUGCAGGGUGAAGAGGAGGUGCAGGGUGAAGAGCAGGUGCAGGGUGAAGAGGAGGUGCAGGGUGAAGAGGAGGUGCAGGGUGAAGAGGAGGUGCAGGGUGAAGAGGAGGUGCAGGGUGAAGAGGAGGUGCAGGGUGAAGAGGAGGUGCAGGGUGAAGAGGAGGUGCAGGGUGAAGAGGAGGUGCAGGGUGAAGAGGAGGUGCAGGGUGAAGAGGAGGUGCAGGGUGAAGAGGAGGUGCAGGGUGAAGAGGAGGUGCAGGGUGAAGAGGAGGUGCAGGGUGAAGAGGAGGUGCAGGGUGAAGAGGAGGUGCAGGGUGAAGAGGAGGUGCAGGGUGAAGAGGAGGUGCAGGGUGAAGAGGAGGUGCAGGGUGAAGAGGAGGUGCAGGGUGAAGAGGAGGUGCAGGGUGAAGAGGAGGUGCAGGGUGAAGAGGAGGUGCAGGGUGAAGAGGAGGUGCAGGGUGAAGAGGAGGUGCAGGGUGAAGAGGAGGUGCAGGGUGAAGAGGAGGUGCAGGGUGAAGAGGAGGUGCAGGGUGAAGAGGAGGUGCAGGGUGAAGAGGAGGUGCAGGGUGAAGAGGAGGUGCAGGGUGAAGAGGAGGUGCAGGGUGAAGAGGAGGUGCAGGGUGAAGAGGAGGUGCAGGGUGAAGAGGAGGUGCAGGGUGAAGAGGAGGUGCAGGGUGAAGAGGAGGUGCAGGGUGAAGAGGAGGUGCAGGGUGAAGAGGAGGUGCAGGGUGAAGAGGAGGUGCAGGGUGAAGAGGAGGUGCAGGGUGAAGAGGAGGUGCAGGGUGAAGAGGAGGUGCAGGGUGAAGAGGAGGUGCAGGGUGAAGAGGAGGUGCAGGGUGAAGAGGAGGUGCAGGGUGAAGAGGAGGUGCAGGGUGAAGAGGAGGUGCAGGGUGAAGAGGAGGUGCAGGGUGAAGAGGAGGUGCAGGGUGAAGAGGAGGUGCAGGGUGAAGAGGAGGUGCAGGGUGAAGAGGAGGUGCAGGGUGAAGAGGAGGUGCAGGGUGAAGAGGAGGUGCAGGGUGAAGAGGAGGUGCAGGGUGAAGAGCAGGUGCAGGGUGAAGAGGAGGUGCAGGGUGAAGAGGAGGUGCAGGGUGAAGAGGAGGUGCAGGGUGAAGAGGAGGUGCAGGGUGAAGAGGAGGUGCAGGGUGAAGAGGAGGUGCAGGGUGAAGAGGAGGUGCAGGGUGAAGAGGAGGUGCAGGGUGAAGAGGAGGUGCAGGGUGAAGAGGAGGUGCAGGGUGAAGAGGAGGUGCAGGGUGAAGAGGAGGUGCAGGGUGAAGAGGAGGUGCAGGGUGAAGAGGAGGUGCAGGGUGAAGAGGAGGUGCAGGGUGAAGAGGAGGUGCAGGGUGAAGAGGAGGUGCAGGGUGAAGAGGAGGUGCAGGGUGAAGAGGAGGUGCAGGGUGAAGAGGAGGUGCAGGGUGAAGAGGAGGUGCAGGGUGAAGAGGAGGUGCAGGGUGAAGAGGAGGUGCAGGGUGAAGAGGAGGUGCAGGGUGAAGAGGAGGUGCAGGGUGAAGAGGAGGUGCAGGGUGAAGAGGAGGUGCAGGGUGAAGAGCAGGUGCAGGGUGAAGAGGAGGUGCAGGGUGAAGAGGAGGUGCAGGGUGAAGAGGAGGUGCAGGGUGAAGAGCAGGUGCAGGGUGAAGAGGAGGUGCAGGGUGAAGAGGAGGUGCAGGGUGAAGAGGAGGUGCAGGGUGAAGAGGAGGUGCAGGGUGAAGAGGAGGUGCAGGGUGAAGAGGAGGUGCAGGGUGAAGAGGAGGUGCAGGGUGAAGAGGAGGUGCAGGGUGAAGAGGAGGUGCAGGGUGAAGAGCAGGUGCAGGGUGAAGAGGAGGUGCAGGGUGAAGAGGAGGUGCAGGGUGAAGAGGAGGUGCAGGGUGAAGAGCAGGUGCAGGGUGAAGAGGAGGUGCAGGGUGAAGAGCAGGUGCAGGGUGAAGAGGAGGUGCAGGGUGAAGAGGAGGUGCAGGGUGAAGAGCAGGUGCAGGGUGAAGAGCAGGUGCAGGGUGAAGAACAGGUGCAGGGUGAAGAGGAGGUGCAGGGUGAAGAGCAGGUGCAGGGUGAAGAGGAGGUGCAGGGUGAAGAGGAGGUGCAGGGUGAAGAGGAGGUGCAGGGUGAAGAGGAGGUGCAGGGUGAAGAACAGGUGCAGGGUGAAGAGGAGGUGCAGGGUGAAGAGCAGGUGCAGGGUGAAGAGGAGGUGCAGGGUGAAGAGGAGGUGCAGGGUGAAGAGGAGGUGCAGGGUGAAGAGCAGGUGCAGGGUGAAGAGGAGGUGCAGGGUGAAGAGGAGGUGCAGGGUGAAGAGGAGGUGCAGGGUGAAGAGGAGGUGCAGGGUGAAGAGGAGGUGCAGGGUGAAGAGCAGGUGCAGGGUGAAGAACAGGUGCAGGGUGAAGAGGAGGUGCAGGGUGAAGAGCAGGUGCAGGGUGAAGAGGAGGUGCAGGGUGAAGAGGAGGUGCAGGGUGAAGAGGAGGUGCAGGGUGAAGAGGAGGUGCAGGGUGAAGAACAGGUGCAGGGUGAAGAGGAGGUGCAGGGUGAAGAGCAGGGUGAAGAGGAGGUGCAGGGUGAAGAGCAGGUGCAGGGUGAAGAACAGGUGCAGGGUGAAGAGGAGGUGCAGGGUGAAGAGCAGGUGCAGGGUGAAGAGGAGGUGCAGGGUGAAGAGGAGGUGCAGGGUGAAGAGGAGGUGCAGGGUGAAGAGGAGGUGCAGGGUGAAGAACAGGUGCAGGGUGAAGAGGAGGUGCAGGGUGAAGAGCAGGUGCAGGGUGAAGAACAGGUGCAGGGUGAAGAGGAGGUGCAGGGUGAAGAACAGGUGCAGGGUGAAGAGGAGGUGCAGGGUGAAGAGCAGGUGCAGGGUGAAGAACAGGUGCAGGGUGAAGAGGAGGUGCAGGGUGAAGAGCAGGUGCAGGGUGAAGAGGAGGUGCAGGGUGAAGAGGAGGUGCAGGGUGAAGAGGAGGUGCAGGGUGAAGAGGAGGUGCAGGGUGAAGAGGAGGUGCAGGGUGAAGAGGAGGUGCAGGGUGAAGAGGAGGUGCAGGGUGAAGAGGAGGUGCAGGGUGAAGAGGAGGUGCAGGGUGAAGAGGAGGUGCAGGGUGAAGAGGAGGUGCAGGGUGAAGAGGAGGUGCAGGGUGAAGAGGAGGUGCAGGGUGAAGAGCAGGUGCAGGGUGAAGAACAGGUGCAGGGUGAAGAGGAGGUGCAGGGUGAAGAGCAGGUGCAGGGUGAAGAGGAGGUGCAGGGUGAAGAGGAGGUGCAGGGUGAAGAGGAGGUGCAGGGUGAAGAGGAGGUGCAGGGUGAAGAGGAGGUGCAGGGUGAAGAGGAGGUGCAGGGUGAAGAGCAGGUGCAGGGUGAAGAGGAGGUGCAGGGUGAAGAGGAGGUGCAGGGUGAAGAGGAGGUGCAGGGUGAAGAGGAGGUGCAGGGUGAAGAGGAGGUGCAGGGUGAAGAGGAGGUGCAGGGUGAAGAGCAGGUGCAGGGUGAAGAACAGGUGCAGGGUGAAGAGGAGGUGCAGGGUGAAGAAGCAGGUGAAGAGGAGGUGCAGGGUGAAGAGCAGGUGCAGGGUGAAGAGGAGGUGCAGGGUGAAGAGGAGGUGCAGGGUGAAGAGGAGGUGCAGGGUGAAGAGCAGGUGCAGGGUGAAGAGGAGGUGCAGGGUGAAGAGCAGGUGCAGGGUGAAGAGGAGGUGCAGGGUGAAGAGGAGGUGCAGGGUGAAGAGGAGGUGCAGGGUGAAGAGCAGGUGCAGGGUGAAGAACAGGUGCAGGGUGAAGAGGAGGUGCAGGGUGAAGAGCAGGUGCAGGGUGAAGAGGAGGUGCAGGGUGAAGAGGAGGUGCAGGGUGAAGAGGAGGUGCAGGGUGAAGAGGGAGGUGCAGGGUGCAGGGUUGAAGAGGAGGUGCAGGGUGAAGAGGAGGUGCAGGGUGAAGAGGAGGUGCAGGGUGAAGAGGAGGUGCAGGGUGAAGAGGAGGUGCAGGGUGAAGAGGAGGUGCAGGGUGAAGAGCAGGUGCAGGGUGAAGAACAGGUGCAGGGUGAAGAGGAGGUGCAGGGUGAAGAGAGGUGCAGGGUGAAGAGGAGGUGCAGGGUGAAGAGGAGGUGCAGGGUGAAGGCUGAAGAGGAGGUGCAGGGUGAAGAGCAGGUGCAGGGUGAAGAGGAGGUGCAGGGUGAAGAGGAGGUGCAGGGUGAAGAACAGGUGCAGGGUGAAGAGGAGGUGCAGGGUGAAGAACAGGUGCAGGGUGAAGAGGAGGUGCAGGGUGAAGAGCAGGUGCAGGGUGAAGAACAGGUGCAGGGUGAAGAGGAGGUGCAGGGUGAAGAGCAGGUGCAGGGUGAAGAGGAGGUGCAGGGUGAAGAGGAGGUGCAGGGUGAAGAGGAGGUGCAGGGUGAAGAGGAGGUGCAGGGUGAAGAGCAGGUGCAGGGUGAAGAGGAGGUGCAGGGUGAAGAGGAGGUGCAGGGUGAAGAGCAGGUGCAGGGUGAAGAACAGGUGCAGGGUGAAGAGGAGGUGCAGGGUGAAGAGCAGGUGCAGGGUGAAGAGGAGGUGCAGGGUGAAGAGCAGGUGCAGGUGAAGAGGAGGGUGAAGAGGGAGGUGCAGGGUGAAGAGGAGGUGCAGGGUGAAGAGGAGGUGCAGGGUGAAGAGGAGGUGCAGGGUGAAGAGGAGGUGCAGGGUGAAGAGGAGGUGCAGGGUGAAGAGGAGGUGCAGGGUGAAGAGGAGGUGCAGGGUGAAGAGGAGGUGCAGGGUGAAGAGGAGGUGCAGGGUGAAGAGGAGGUGCAGGGUGAAGAGGAGGUGCAGGGUGAAGAGGAGGUGCAGGUGCAGGGUGAAGAGGUGCAGGGUGAAGAGGAGGUGCAGGGUGAAGAGGAGGUGCAGGGUGAAGAGGAGGUGCAGGGUGAAGAGCAGGUGCAGGGUGAAGAGGAGGUGCAGGGUGAAGAGCAGGUGCAGGGUGAAGAGGAGGUGCAGGGUGAAGAGGAGGUGCAGGGUGAAGAGGAGGUGCAGGGUGAAGAGCAGGUGCAGGGUGAAGAGGAGGUGCAGGGUGAAGAGGAGGUGCAGGGUGAAGAGGAGGUGCAGGGUGAAGAGGAGGUGCAGGGUGAAGAGGAGGUGCAGGGUGAAGAGGAGGUGCAGGGUGAAGAGGAGGUGCAGGGUGAAGAGCAGGUGCAGGGUGAAGAGGAGGUGCAGGGUGAAGAGCAGGUGCAGGGUGAAGAGGAGGUGCAGGGUGAAGAGGAGGUGCAGGGUGAAGAGGAGGUGCAGGGUGAAGAGGAGGUGCAGGGUGAAGAGGAGGUGCAGGGUGAAGAGCAGGUGCAGGGUGAAGAGGAGGUGCAGGGUGAAGAGGAGGUGCAGGGUGAAGAGCAGGUGCAGGGUGAAGAGGAGGUGCAGGGUGAAGAGCAGGUGCAGGGUGAAGAGGAGGUGCAGGGUGAAGAGAGGUGCAGGGUGAAGAAGCAGGUGCAGGGUGAAGAGGAGGUGCAGGGUGAAGAGCAGGUGCAGGGUGAAGAGGAGGUGCAGGGUGAAAGAGCAGGUGCAGGGUGCAGGGGUGAAGAGGAGGUGCAGGGUGAAGAGGAGGUGCAGGGUGAAGAGGAGGUGCAGGGUGAAGAGGAGGUGCAGGGUGAAGAGGAGGUGCAGGGUGAAGAGGAGGUGCAGGGUGAAGAGGAGGGUGAAGAGGAGGUGCAGGGUGAAGAGGAGGUGCAGGGUGAAGAGGAGGUGCAGGGUGAAGAGGAGGUGCAGGGUGAAGAGCAGGGUGAAGAGGAGGUGCAGGGUGAAGAGGAGGUGCAGGGUGAAGAGGAGGUGCAGGGUGAAGAGGAGGUGCAGGGUGAAGAGGAGGUGCAGGGUGAAGAGAGGUGCAGGGUGAAGAGGAGGUGCAGGGUGAAGAGGAGGUGCAGGGUGAAGAGGAGGUGCAGGGUGAAGAGGAGGUGCAGGGUGAAGAGCAGGUGCAGGGUGAAGAGGAGGUGCAGGGUGAAGAGGAGGUGCAGGGUGAAGAGGAGGUGCAGGGUGAAGAGGAGGUGCAGGGUGAAGAGGCAGGUGCAGGGUGAAGAGGAGGUGCAGGGUGAAGAGGAGGUGCAGGGUGAAGAGGAGGUGCAGGGUGAAGAGGAGGUGCAGGGUGAAGAGGAGGUGCAGGGUGAAGAGGAGGUGCAGGGUGAAGAGGAGGUGCAGGGUGAAGAGGAGGUGCAGGGUGAAGAGGAGGUGCAGGGUGAAGAGGAGGUGCAGGGUGAAGAGGAGGUGCAGGGUGAAGAGGAGGUGCAGGGUGAAGAGGAGGUGCAGGGUGAAGAGGAGGUGCAGGGUGAAGAGGAGGUGCAGGGUGAAGAGGAGGUGCAGGGUGAAGAGGAGGUGCAGGGUGAAGAGGAGGUGCAGGGUGAAGAGGAGGUGCAGGGUGAAGAGCAGGUGCAGGGUGAAGAGGAGGUGCAGGGUGAAGAGGAGGUGCAGGGUGAAGAGCAGGUGCAGGGUGAAGAGGAGGUGCAGGGUGAAGAGGAGGUGCAGGGUGAAGAGCAGGUGCAGGGUGAAGAGGAGGUGCAGGGUGAAGAGCAGGUGCAGGGUGAAGAGGAGGUGCAGGGUGAAGAGGAGGUGCAGGGUGAAGAGCAGGUGCAGGGUGAAGAGGAGGUGCAGGGUGAAGAGCAGGUGCAGGGUGAAGAGGAGGUGCAGGGUGAAGAGGAGGUGCAGGGUGAAGAGGAGGUGCAGGGUGAAGAGGAGGUGCAGGGUGAAGAGGAGGUGCAGGGUGAAGAGGAGGUGCAGGGUGAAGAGCAGGUGCAGGGUGAAGAGGAGGUGCAGGGUGAAGAGCAGGUGCAGGGUGAAGAGGAGGUGCAGGGUGAAGAGCAGGUGCAGGGUGAAGAGGAGGUGCAGGGUGAAGAGGAGGUGCAGGGUGAAGAGCAGGUGCAGGGUGAAGAGGAGGUGCAGGGUGAAGAGGAGGUGCAGGGUGAAGAGGAGGUGCAGGGUGAAGAGGAGGUGCAGGGUGAAGAGGAGGUGCAGGGUGAAGAGGAGGUGCAGGGUGAAGAGGAGGUGCAGGGUGAAGAGGAGGUGCAGGGUGAAGAGGAGGUGCAGGGUGAAGAGGAGGUGCAGGGUGAAGAGGAGGUGCAGGGUGAAGAGGAGGUGCAGGGUGAAGAGGAGGUGCAGGGUGAAGAGGAGGUGCAGGGUGAAGAGGAGGUGCAGGGUGAAGAGGAGGUGCAGGGUGAAGAGGAGGUGCAGGGUGAAGAGGAGGUGCAGGGUGAAGAGGAGGUGCAGGGUGAAGAGGAGGUGCAGGGUGAAGAGGAGGUGCAGGGUGAAGAGGAGGUGCAGGGUGAAGAGGAGGUGCAGGGUGAAGAGGAGGUGCAGGGUGAAGAGGAGGUGCAGGGUGAAGAGGAGGUGCAGGGUGAAGAGGAGGUGCAGGGUGAAGAGGAGGUGCAGGGUGAAGAGGAGGGUGAAGAGGAGGUGCAGGGUGAAGAGGAGGUGCAGGGUGAAGAGGAGGUGCAGGGUGAAGAGGAGGUGCAGGGUGAAGAGGAGGUGCAGGGUGAAGAGGAGGUGCAGGGUGAAGAGGAGGUGCAGGGUGAAGAGGAGGUGCAGGGUGAAGAGGAGGUGCAGGGUGAAGAGGAGGUGCAGGGUGAAGAGGAGGUGCAGGGUGAAGAGCAGGUGCAGGGUGAAGAGCAGGUGCAGGGUGAAGAGCAGGUGCAGGGUGAAGAGGAGGUGCAGGGUGAAGAGGAGGUGCAGGGUGAAGAGCAGGUGCAGGGUGAAGAGGAGGUGCAGGGUGAAGAGCAGGUGCAGGGUGAAGAGGAGGUGCAGGGUGAAGAGCGAGUGCAGGGUGAAGAGGAGGUGCAGGGUGAAGAGGUGCAGGGUGAAGAGGAGGUGCAGGGUGAAGAGGAGGUGCAGGGUGAAGAGGAGGUGCAGGGUGAAGAGGAGGUGCAGGGUGAAGAGGAGGUGCAGGGUGAAGAGGAGGUGCAGGGUGAAGAGGAGGUGCAGGGUGAAGAGGAGGUGCAGGGUGAAGAGGAGGUGCAGGGUGAAGAGGAGGUGCAGGGUGAAGAGGAGGUGCAGGGUGAAGAGGAGGUGCAGGGUGAAGAGGAGGUGCAGGGUGAAGAGGAGGUGCAGGGUGAAGAGGAGGUGCAGGGUGAAGAGGAGGUGCAGGGUGAAGAGGAGGUGCAGGGUGAAGAGGAGGUGCAGGGUGAAGAGGAGGUGCAGGGUGAAGAGCAGGUGCAGGGUGAAGAGGAGGUGCAGGGUGAAGAGGAGGUGCAGGGUGAAGAGGAGGUGCAGGGUGAAGAGAGGUGCAGGGUGAAGAGGAGGUGCAGGGUGAAGAGGAGGUGCAGGGUGAAGAGGAGGUGCAGGGUGAAGAGGAGGUGCAGGGUGAAGAGGAGGUGCAGGGUGAAGAGGAGGUGCAGGGUGAAGAGGAGGUGCAGGGUGAAGAGGAGGUGCAGGGUGAAGAGGAGGUGCAGGGUGAAGAGGAGGUGCAGGGUUGAAGAGGAGGUGCAGGGUGAAGAGGAGGUGCAGGGUGAAGAGGAGGUGCAGGGUGAAGAGGAGGUGCAGGGUGAAGAGGAGGUGCAGGGUGAAGAGGAGGUGCAGGGUGAAGAGGAGGUGCAGGGUGAAGAGGAGGUGCAGGGUGAAGAGGAGGUGCAGGGUGAAGAGGAGGUGCAGGGUGAAGAGGAGGUGCAGGGUGAAGAGGAGGUGCAGGGUGAAGAGGAGGUGCAGGGUGAAGAGGAGGUGCAGGGUGAAGAGGAGGUGCAGGGUGAAGAGGAGGUGCAGGGUGAAGAGGAGGUGCAGGGUGAAGAGCAGGUGCAGGGUGAAGAGGAGGUGCAGGGUGAAGAGGAGGUGCAGGGUGAAGAGCAGGUGCAGGGUGAAGAGGAGGUGCAGGGUGAAGAGGAGGUGCAGGGUGAAGAGGAGGUGCAGGGUGAAGAGGAGGUGCAGGGUGAAGAGGAGGUGCAGGGUGAAGAGGAGGUGCAGGGUGAAGAGGAGGGUGAAGAGGAGGUGCAGGGUGAAGAGGAGGUGCAGGGUGAAGAGGAGGUGCAGGGUGAAGAGGAGGUGCAGGGUGAAGAGGAGGUGCAGGGUGAAGAGGAGGUGCAGGGUGAAGAGCAGGUGCAGGGUGAAGAGGAGGUGCAGGGUGAAGAGGAGGUGCAGGGUGAAGAGGAGGUGCAGGGUGAAGAGGAGGUGCAGGGUGAAGAGGAGGUGCAGGGUGAAGAGGAGGUGCAGGGUGAAGAGGAGGUGCAGGGUGAAGAGGAGGUGCAGGGUGAAGAGGAGGUGCAGGGUGAAGAGCAGGUGCAGGGUGAAGAGGAGGUGCAGGUGUUGAAGAGCAGGUCGCAGGGUGAAGAGGAGGUGCAGGGUGAAGAGGAGGUGCAGGGUGAGAGCAGGUGCAGGGUGAAAGAGGAGGUGCAGGGUGAAGAGCAGGUGCAGGGUGAAGAGGAGGUGCAGGGUGAAGAGCAGGUGCAGGGUGAAGAGGAGGUGCAGGGUGAAGAGGAGGUGCAGGGUGAAGAGCAGGUGCAGGGUGAAGAGGAGGUGCAGGGUGAAGAGCAGGUGCAGGGUGAAGAGGAGGUGCAGGGUGAAGAGGAGGUGCAGGGUGAAGAGGAGGUGCAGGGUGAAGAGCAGGUGCAGGGUGAAGAGGAGGUGCAGGGUGAAGAGGCAGGUGAAGAUCAGGGUGAAGAGGAGGUGCAGGGUGAAGAGGAGGUGCAGGGUGAAGAGGAGGUGCAGGGUGAAGAGGAGGUGCAGGGUGAAGAGGAGGUGCAGGGUGGAAGAGAGGUGCAGGGUGAAGAGGAGGUGCAGGGUGAAGAGGAGGUGCAGGGUGAAGAGGAGGUGCAGGGUGAAGAGGAGGUGCAGGGUGAAGAGGAGGUGCAGGGUGAAGAGGAGGUGCAGGGUGAAGAGGGAGGUGCAGGGUUGAAGAGGAGGUGCAGGGUGAAGAGGAGGUGCAGGGUGAGAGAGGCAGGUGAAGAGGAGGUGCAGGGUGAAGAGGAGGUGCAGGUGAAGAGGCAGGUGCAGGGUGAAGAGGAGGUGCAGGGUGAAGAGGAGGGUGAAGAGGAGGUGCAGGGUGAAGAGGAGGUGCAGGGUGAAGAGGAGGUGCAGGGUGAAGAGGAGGUGCAGGGUGAAGAGAGGUGCAGGGUGAAGAGGAGGUGCAGGGUGAAGAGGAGGUGCAGGGUGAAGAGGAGGUGCAGGGUGAAGAGGAGGUGCAGGGUGAAGAGGAGGUGCAGGGUGAAGAGGAGGUGCAGGGUGAAGAGGGAGGUGCAGGGUGAAGAGGAGGUGCAGGGUGAAGAGGAGGUGCAGGGUGAAGAGGAGGUGCAGGGUGAAGAGGAGGUGCAGGGUGAAGAGGAGGUGCAGGGUGAAGAGGAGGUGCAGGGUGAAGAGGAGGUGCAGGGUGAAGAGGAGGUGCAGGGUGAAGAGGAGGUGCAGGGUGAAGAGGAGGUGCAGGGUGAAGAGGAGGUGCAGGGUGAAGAGGAGGUGCAGGGUGAAGAGGAGGUGCAGGGUGAAGAGGAGGUGCAGGGUGAAGAGGAGGUGCAGGGUGAAGAGGAGGUGCAGGGUGAAGAGGAGGUGCAGGGUGAAGAGGAGGUGCAGGGUGAAGAGGAGGUGCAGGGUGAAGAGGAGGUGCAGGGUGAAGAGCAGGUGCAGGGUGAAGAGGAGGUGCAGGGUGAAGAGGAGGUGCAGGGUGAAGAGGAGGUGCAGGGUGAAGAGGAGGUGCAGGGUGAAGAGGAGGUGCAGGGUGAAGAGGAGGUGCAGGGUGAAGAGGAGGUGCAGGGUGAAGAGGAGGUGCAGGGUGAAGAGGAGGUGCAGGGUGAAGAGGAGGUGCAGGGUGAAGAGGAGGUGCAGGGUGAAGAGGAGGUGCAGGGUGAAGAGGAGGUGCAGGGUGAAGAGGAGGUGCAGGGUGAAGAGGAGGUGCAGGGUGAAGAGGAGGUGCAGGGUGAAGAGGAGGUGCAGGGUGAAGAGGAGGUGCAGGGUGAAGAGGAGGUGCAGGGUGAAGAGGAGGUGCAGGGUGAAGAGGAGGUGCAGGGUGAAGAGGAGGUGCAGGGUGAAGAGGAGGUGCAGGGUGAAGAGGAGGUGCAGGGUGAAGAGGAGGUGCAGGGUGAAGAGGAGGUGCAGGGUGAAGAGGAGGUGCAGGGUGAAGAGGAGGUGCAGGGUGAAGAGGAGGUGCAGGGUGAAGAGGAGGUGCAGGGUGAAGAGGAGGUGCAGGGUGAAGAGGAGGUGCAGGGUGAAGAGGAGGUGCAGGGUGAAGAGGAGGUGCAGGGUGAAGAGGAGGUGCAGGGUGAAGAGGAGGUGCAGGGUGAAGAGGAGGUGCAGGGUGAAGAGGAGGUGCAGGGUGAAGAGCAGGUGCAGGGUGAAGAGCAGGUGCAGGGUGAAGAGGAGGUGCAGGGUGAAGAGGAGGUGCAGGGUGAAGAGGAGGUGCAGGGUGAAGAGCAGGUGCAGGGUGAAGAGGAGGUGCAGGGUGAAGAGGAGGUGCAGGGUGAAGAGGAGGUGCAGGGUGAAGAGGAGGUGCAGGGUGAAGAGCAGGUGCAGGGUGAAGAGGAGGUGCAGGGUGAAGAGCAGGUGCAGGGUGAAGAGCAGGUGCAGGGUGAAGAGGAGGUGCAGGGUGAAGAGGAGGUGCAGGGUGAAGAGGAGGUGCAGGGUGAAGAGCAGGUGCAGGGUGAAGAGGAGGUGCAGGGUGAAGAGGAGGUGCAGGGUGAAGAGGAGGUGCAGGGUGAAGAGGAGGUGCAGGGUGAAGAGGAGGUGCAGGGUGAAGAGCAGGUGCAGGGUGAAGAGCAGGUGCAGGGUGAAGAGCAGGUGCAGGGUGAAGAGCAGGUGCAGGGUGAAGAGCAGGUGCAGGGUGAAGAGCAGGUGCAGGGUGAAGAGCAGGUGCAGGGUGAAGAGGAGGUGCAGGGUGAAGAGGAGGUGCAGGGUGAAGAGGAGGUGCAGGGUGAAGAGCAGGUGCAGGGUGAAGAGCAGGUGCAGGGUGAAGAGGAGGUGCAGGGUGAAGAGGAGGUGCAGGGUGAAGAGGAGGUGCAGGGUGAAGAGGAGGUGCAGGGUGAAGAGCAGGUGCAGGGUGAAGAGCAGGUGCAGGGUGAAGAGCAGGUGCAGGGUGAAGAGCAGGUGCAGGGUGAAGAGCAGGUGCAGGGUGAAGAGGAGGUGCAGGGUGAAGAGGAGGUGCAGGGUGAAGAGGAGGUGCAGGGUGAAGAGGAGGUGCAGGGUGAAGAGGAGGUGCAGGGUGAAGAGGAGGUGCAGGGUGAAGAGGAGGUGCAGGGUGAAGAGGAGGUGCAGGGUGAAGAGCAGGUGCAGGGUGAAGAGCAGGUGCAGGGUGAAGAGCAGGUGCAGGGUGAAGAGGAGGUGCAGGGUGAAGAGCAGGUGCAGGGUGAAGAGCAGGUGCAGGGUGAAGAGCAGGUGCAGGGUGAAGAGCAGGUGCAGGGUGAAGAGGAGGUGCAGGGUGAAGAGCAGGUGCAGGGUGAAGAGCAGGUGCAGGGUGAAGAGCAGGUGCAGGGUGAAGAGCAGGUGCAGGGUGAAGAGCAGGUGCAGGGUGAAGAGGAGGUGCAGGGUGAAGAGCAGGUGCAGGGUGAAGAGGAGGUGCAGGGUGAAGAGGAGGUGCAGGGUGAAGAGGAGGUGCAGGGUGAAGAGGAGGUGCAGGGUGAAGAGGAGGUGCAGGGUGAAGAGGAGGUGCAGGGUGAAGAGCAGGUGCAGGGUGAAGAGCAGGUGCAGGGUGAAGAGCAGGUGCAGGGUGAAGAGGAGGUGCAGGGUGAAGAGCAGGUGCAGGGUGAAGAGCAGGUGCAGGGUGAAGAGCAGGUGCAGGGUGAAGAGGAGGUGCAGGGUGAAGAGCAGGUGCAGGGUGAAGAGGAGGUGCAGGGUGAAGAGGAGGUGCAGGGUGAAGAGGAGGUGCAGGGUGAAGAGGAGGUGCAGGGUGAAGAGCAGGUGCAGGGUGAAGAGCAGGUGCAGGGUGAAGAGCAGGUGCAGGGUGAAGAGGAGGUGCAGGGUGAAGAGGAGGUGCAGGGUGAAGAGGAGGUGCAGGGUGAAGAGCAGGUGCAGGGUGAAGAGCAGGUGCAGGGUGAAGAGCAGGUGCAGGGUGAAGAGGAGGUGCAGGGUGAAGAGGAGGUGCAGGGUGAAGAGGAGGUGCAGGGUGAAGAGGAGGUGCAGGGUGAAGAGGAGGUGCAGGGUGAAGAGGAGGUGCAGGGUGAAGAGGAGGUGCAGGGUGAAGAGGAGGUGCAGGGUGAAGAGCAGGUGCAGGGUGAAGAGGAGGUGCAGGGUGAAGAGGAGGUGCAGGGUGAAGAGGAGGUGCAGGGUGAAGAGGAGGUGCAGGGUGAAGAGCAGGUGCAGGGUGAAGAGCAGGUGCAGGGUGAAGAGGAGGUGCAGGGUGAAGAGGAGGUGCAGGGUGAAGAGGAGGUGCAGGGUGAAGAGGAGGUGCAGGGUGAAGAGCAGGUGCAGGGUGAAGAGCAGGUGCAGGGUGAAGAGCAGGUGCAGGGUGAAGAGCAGGUGCAGGGUGAAGAGCAGGUGCAGGGUGAAGAGGAGGUGCAGGGUGAAGAGGAGGUGCAGGGUGAAGAGGAGGUGCAGGGUGAAGAGGAGGUGCAGGGUGAAGAGGAGGUGCAGGGUGAAGAGGAGGUGCAGGGUGAAGAGGAGGUGCAGGGUGAAGAGGAGGUGCAGGGUGAAGAGCAGGUGCAGGGUGAAGAGCAGGUGCAGGGUGAAGAGCAGGUGCAGGGUGAAGAGCAGGUGCAGGGUGAAGAGCAGGUGCAGGGUGAAGAGGAGGUGCAGGGUGAAGAGGAGGUGCAGGGUGAAGAGGAGGUGCAGGGUGAAGAGGAGGUGCAGGGUGAAGAGGAGGUGCAGGGUGAAGAGGAGGUGCAGGGUGAAGAGGAGGUGCAGGGUGAAGAGGAGGUGCAGGGUGAAGAGGAGGUGCAGGGUGAAGAGGAGGUGCAGGGUGAAGAGCAGGUGCAGGGUGAAGAGGAGGUGCAGGGUGAAGAGGAGGUGCAGGGUGAAGAGCAGGUGCAGGGUGAAGAGGAGGUGCAGGGUGAAGAGGAGGUGCAGGGUGAAGAGGAGGUGCAGGGUGAAGAGCAGGUGCAGGGUGAAGAGCAGGUGCAGGGUGAAGAGGAGGUGCAGGGUGAAGAGGAGGUGCAGGGUGAAGAGGAGGUGCAGGGUGAAGAGGAGGUGCAGGGUGAAGAGCAGGUGCAGGGUGAAGAGCAGGUGCAGGGUGAAGAGGAGGUGCAGGGUGAAGAGCAGGUGCAGGGUGAAGAGCAGGUGCAGGGUGAAGAGCAGGUGCAGGGUGAAGAGCAGGUGCAGGGUGAAGAGGAGGUGCAGGGUGAAGAGGAGGUGCAGGGUGAAGAGGAGGUGCAGGGUGAAGAGGAGGUGCAGGGUGAAGAGCAGGUGCAGGGUGAAGAGGAGGUGCAGGGUGAAGAGGAGGUGCAGGGUGAAGAGGAGGUGCAGGGUGAAGAGGAGGUGCAGGGUGAAGAGCAGGUGCAGGGUGAAGAGCAGGUGCAGGGUGAAGAGCAGGUGCAGGGUGAAGAGCAGGUGCAGGGUGAAGAGGAGGUGCAGGGUGAAGAGGAGGUGCAGGGUGAAGAGGAGGUGCAGGGUGAAGAGGAGGUGCAGGGUGAAGAGGAGGUGCAGGGUGAAGAGGAGGUGCAGGGUGAAGAGGAGGUGCAGGGUGAAGAGGAGGUGCAGGGUGAAGAGGAGGUGCAGGGUGAAGAGCAGGUGCAGGGUGAAGAGCAGGUGCAGGGUGAAGAGCAGGUGCAGGGUGAAGAGGAGGUGCAGGGUGAAGAGGAGGUGCAGGGUGAAGAGCAGGUGCAGGGUGAAGAGCAGGUGCAGGGUGAAGAGGAGGUGCAGGGUGAAGAGCAGGUGCAGGGUGAAGAGCAGGUGCAGGGUGAAGAGCAGGUGCAGGGUGAAGAGCAGGUGCAGGGUGAAGAGCAGGUGCAGGGUGAAGAGGAGGUGCAGGGUGAAGAGGAGGUGCAGGGUGAAGAGGAGGUGCAGGGUGAAGAGGAGGUGCAGGGUGAAGAGGAGGUGCAGGGUGAAGAGGAGGUGCAGGGUGAAGAGGAGGUGCAGGGUGAAGAGGAGGUGCAGGGUGAAGAGGAGGUGCAGGGUGAAGAGGAGGUGCAGGGUGAAGAGGAGGUGCAGGGUGAAGAGGAGGUGCAGGGUGAAGAGGAGGUGCAGGGUGAAGAGCAGGUGCAGGGUGAAGAGCAGGUGCAGGGUGAAGAGGAGGUGCAGGGUGAAGAGCAGGUGCAGGGUGAAGAGGAGGUGCAGGGUGAAGAGGAGGUGCAGGGUGAAGAGGAGGUGCAGGGUGAAGAGGAGGUGCAGGGUGAAGAGGAGGUGCAGGGUGAAGAGCAGGUGCAGGGUGAAGAGGAGGUGCAGGGUGAAGAGGAGGUGCAGGGUGAAGAGGAGGUGCAGGGUGAAGAGGAGGUGCAGGGUGAAGAGCAGGUGCAGGGUGAAGAGCAGGUGCAGGGUGAAGAGCAGGUGCAGGGUGAAGAGCAGGUGCAGGGUGAAGAGGAGGUGCAGGGUGAAGAGGAGGUGCAGGGUGAAGAGGAGGUGCAGGGUGAAGAGGAGGUGCAGGGUGAAGAGGAGGUGCAGGGUGAAGAGGAGGUGCAGGGUGAAGAGCAGGUGCAGGGUGAAGAGGAGGUGCAGGGUGAAGAGGAGGUGCAGGGUGAAGAGGAGGUGCAGGGUGAAGAGGAGGUGCAGGGUGAAGAGGAGGUGCAGGGUGAAGAGGAGGUGCAGGGUGAAGAGGAGGUGCAGGGUGAAGAGCAGGUGCAGGGUGAAGAGCAGGUGCAGGGUGAAGAGGAGGUGCAGGGUGAAGAGGAGGUGCAGGGUGAAGAGGAGGUGCAGGGUGAAGAGGAGGUGCAGGGUGAAGAGCAGGUGCAGGGUGAAGAGGAGGUGCAGGGUGAAGAGGAGGUGCAGGGUGAAGAGGAGGUGCAGGGUGAAGAGGAGGUGCAGGGUGAAGAGGAGGUGCAGGGUGAAGAGGAGGUGCAGGGUGAAGAGCAGGUGCAGGGUGAAGAGCAGGUGCAGGGUGAAGAGCAGGUGCAGGGUGAAGAGGAGGUGCAGGGUGAAGAGGAGGUGCAGGGUGAAGAGGAGGUGCAGGGUGAAGAGGAGGUGCAGGGUGAAGAGGAGGUGCAGGGUGAAGAGGAGGUGCAGGGUGAAGAGGAGGUGCAGGGUGAAGAGGAGGUGCAGGGUGAAGAGGAGGUGCAGGGUGAAGAGGAGGUGCAGGGUGAAGAGGAGGUGCAGGGUGAAGAGCAG
This is a messenger RNA of Closterium sp. Naga37s-1, 22947 nucleotides long. The record is from the annotation of a GenBank genome assembly. NCBI's taxonomy places the organism in Eukaryota, Viridiplantae, Streptophyta, Zygnematophyceae, Desmidiales, Closteriaceae.